Molecule: messenger RNA, 1881 nt
Organism: Hyaloscypha bicolor E
Lineage: Eukaryota; Fungi; Ascomycota; Leotiomycetes; Helotiales; Hyaloscyphaceae
Exons: 1
Coding region: 1-1881 (626 amino acids)
Source: RefSeq, a predicted model, not a curated record
AUGCCAGUUCAACGAAGUAUAUUAGGCAAGCCACUGCCGCCGAUGCCCCCCAAACGAAUUGCUGUUCUCCUCAGUACAAUCGCUGUAUUCGCCAUCUUCACACUCGUUUUCACACUGCCGAACUCAAUACCAGCGGGGCCAUCGCUAGGUAGAUUUACAGACCACAAAAUACCUAUACCCAAGCUUCCGAAGACACUUUCACCCAGCAUUCUAAAUCCUUUUCGACAAGCAGCACACGCACCACCAGUUCAGAAGAAUAGCACAAGUGGGGAGGCAUCCUGGUACAGCAAUUGGAACUGGAUGAGUCCGUUUUCCUCAUCAGUAACGCUGGACGAGAAUCGAUCGCUGCUACCUCCUCUCAUCGAUCGACCACCGAUUUACGCAUAUUACGACUACACACUGCAAAAGGGGAAAAGCCAUAAGGAAGCUGAGAAUGCCGUUCUGGUUACAUGGAGGAGGGCGUGGUGGGCACAGGGAUUCAAGCCAAUAAUUCUCAGCCCCGCGGAAGCAAUGAACAACCCACUUUAUGCAGAGCUUCAAGUGCUGGAAGUCGAACCACUCCUCAAGACUGAAAUAUCUCGAUGGUUGGCAUGGGAGAAUAUGGGGACUGGAAUGCUGUGCCAUUAUCUACUGCUUCCAAUGGGAUCUCACGAGGAUCCCCUUCUAGCCUUCUUACGGCGUGGGGAAUAUCCUCGAUUGACGAGAUUCGACAGGCUUGGGAGUGGGUUGUUUGCUGGUUCGAAAGCUGAUAUCACGGCUGCUGUAAAGGAAGCUCUGUCGAAUAAAGCUUUGAACGAGUCCACCGACUUUAUCACGGCAGUCUCACCGGAGACUUUCGAGAUUGAACCAAAGAACGGAGUUCUGGCAUACUACGACACCAGGACAGUGAAAGAGAAAUACUCAAAAGUGGCAGAUGAAAUCGAGGCCGAUGGGCCACGAGGAUUGAUGGUUCUGAACAAGCUCACAGUAUCCCAUCUCCACACAACCUGGCAAAACACCUUCUCCAAAGGCAUCGCAGUCAUCAAACCGCAACCAGAACACAUGACAACAGCCAUCCUCCCCGCCCGCAAGCUCGCUGAAUUCCUCAUCCAAUGUCCCUCAUCGCCCCUCCCCUCCUCCUGCCCGCCAAAUAACCCAAAAUGCAACCCCUGCAUCUCCUCCCACCCCCUACAAAUCACAUACCCCUCGGUCUACCGCAACACCUCAGACCUCUACACCAUCGGCACCGUCCCGCACCCCUUCACCACAGCUCUCAUGUCCUCCUCCCUAAACUCCGAAUCCGAGCUCACCAUCCCCUGGAUCCGGCGUAAAUCGAAGCGCGACCCGUGGCUGACAACCAUCACGGCCGAACUCCUCGGGACAGGCGUCUCUGGCGCGCCACGAGUCGUGAAGUUCAAAGACGUAGUCGCAAGCCAAUACGGCACCUCUCACUCUUUGUGGACAACGGCAGAAAGAGACAUGCCCGAGGAUCUAGACUGGUAUUUCGGCUUCACGAUCCCACGCAACGCUACAGAUAAAGGCGAAUCCGAGACGCCUGUCCCAGGGCCCGAGCGCAAACCCCAAGUCUCUUCCGGUCCCCGUAACUCCCCAGAAUCAGCACCUACAGAUGAAGAAGUGGCGAUGACGAAGGAGAAGAGCCUGCUGAAAAGCGCAGUUGAGUUUGGGAAAGCUAGGAAGCCGGAUGAAGAGAAGGUCCGCAAGGCGAUCGAGGCGUGGAACCUGGCGGAUACGGAGGCGUGGCGGUUCGCGAGGGCAUUUUUGGAGAGGAACAGGGUUGAGCGGUUGAAGUGGGAGGAAGAGGAGAGGAAAUAUGCUGGGGGGAAGGCGGGCGCGGAGAGGGGGAAGAACGAGGGGUGGGGACGCUGGUUUGAUGAUCGUUAG